UAUAAAUAGGGUGCCAUUCCAGCCUCUGGAAGCCGCUGGCAGCUCAGCCUCCAAGAAGCCACUCCUUUCCGGCAUCAGGGCGCCCGCCAGCCACCAUGAGGGUCCUCUACCUGCUGCUGCUGACACUCUGCCUGCUCGCCUCGCCGCUGGCCGCAGGUGUCAGCCUCCUUACAGGUCUCGGCCAGAGGUCUGACCACUACAUAUGUGCCAAGAAAGGGGGGACCUGCAACUUCUCCCCCUGCCCGCUCUUCAACAGGAUCGAAGGCACCUGUUACAGCGGGAAGGCCAAGUGCUGCAUCCGUUGACUCUGAGCUGGAAGCCACGGCAGAGGACCCAGGGGCCAAGUGAAGUAUUUGUACCCGUUGUUUUAAUAAAAGAAGUUUUUCGAAGCAUACCCACUUCAAACCAAAA
Vicugna pacos (alpaca) is the source of this 411-nucleotide messenger RNA. RefSeq names its product defensin beta 1 (gene DEFB1). Gene Ontology annotation, biological process: defense response to Gram-positive bacterium; defense response to Gram-negative bacterium; innate immune response in mucosa. The record is from RefSeq and is a predicted model, not a curated record. Gene Ontology annotation, cellular component: extracellular region. Gene Ontology annotation, molecular function: CCR6 chemokine receptor binding. NCBI's taxonomy places the organism in Eukaryota, Metazoa, Chordata, Mammalia, Artiodactyla, Camelidae.